Fragaria vesca subsp. vesca is the source of this 7452-nucleotide messenger RNA. RefSeq lists its product as uncharacterized. The transcript has 12 exons. The record is from RefSeq and is a predicted model, not a curated record. NCBI's taxonomy places the organism in Eukaryota, Viridiplantae, Streptophyta, Magnoliopsida, Rosales, Rosaceae. Bases 1 to 7446 code for a protein of 2481 amino acids. Gene Ontology annotation, molecular function: ADP binding; protein binding. Gene Ontology annotation, biological process: defense response; signal transduction.
AUGCUUCAACUCUUUCUACGCUCACCCAAAACCCUACUAACCCUUCCCCCCAAAACCCAACUCCUCAUCUCCUUCUUCUCCCACUCCCCCCAACCCCACCACGAAUCCAUCCUCGGCUCCCCCGCCAGAGUCCAAAAGCUCAUCGCCUCCCAAUCCGACCCUCUCCUCGCCAAAGAGAUCUUCGACUUCGCCGCCCAACACCCCCAUUUCCGCCACUCCUACUCCUCCUACUUCACCCUCAUCCUUAAACUCGGCCGCGCCCAUUACUUCUCUCUCGUCGACGACCUCCUCCUCCGUCUCAAGUCCCAACCCACCUCCUACUCCCCCUCCCCUGCCCUCUUCACCCACCUCAUCAAAAUCUACGGCGAUGCCCAUCUCCCCCAGAAAGCCCUCAGAACCUUCUACACUAUGUUCCAGUUCAACUGCAAACCCACUGUAAAGCACCUCAACCGGAUCCUUGAGAUUCUUGUGGCUCACCGCAACUUCCUCCGGUCGGCUUUCGACGUUUUUAGGGACGCUCACCGCCACGGCGUGGUGCCGGAUACGAAAUCGUACAACAUUCUGAUGAGGGCGUUUUGCUUGAAUGGGGAUUUGAGCGUUGCGUAUGGCUUGUUUAAUAAAAUGUACGAGAGAGAUGUUGUACCGGAUGUGGAGUCGUAUCGGAUUCUGAUGCAGGGGCUGUGCAGGAAGGGGCAGGUGAAUACUUCUGUGGAUUUUCUGGAGGAUAUGAUGAAUAAAGGUUUUGUUCCGGAUUCGUUGAGUUAUACUAGCUUGAUGAAGGUGAAGGGGUGCAAUCCUGACAUUGUGCAUUAUAACACUGUUAUAUCGGGGUUUUGUAGGGAAGGGAGAGCGGUGGAUGCUUGUAAGGUUCUUGAGGAUAUGGAGACUUUGGUUAGCGGGUUGUGUGAUCAGGGGAUGCUUGAUGAGGCGAAGAAGUAUAUGGAGGUGAUGAUAUUGAAGGGGUUUUCGCCUCAUUUUUCGGUUGUACAUGGUUUGGUUAAGGGGUUUUGCAAUGUGGGUAGGAUUGAGGAUGCUUGUGGAGUUAUGGAGGAGAUACUGAGGCAUGGGGAGGUUCCGCAUAGGGAUACUUGGAUAACAAUAAUUCCGGGGAUAUGUGAAGAGAUUGAGCUGGUGAGGUUGGAAGAAGUUUGGAAACAGAUAAUGAAGUGGAAUGAGAGGCUACGUGAGGAUGAGGAAGAUGAUGAAGAAGAUGAUGCACAAAGGCGAAGAAAUACAACACAAGUUAUGACGGAAGCAGCUGGCUGGUUAGCUACUAACCCACUACAACAACAACCUCAAUGGGGUGGCUCUGUUCGAGGUCGUGCUACUCGUCACCGAUCACGCAAGGUAGCUAAUGAAAAAUUAUUAAAUGAUUACUUUGUAGCUGACCCUGUGUACCAUGCGGAAAUCUUUAGACGACGUUACAGGAUGAGGCGUGAAUUGUUCCUUCGCAUGUUAGAUCAUGUGCAGACGGCGGAUCCAUAUUUUAGGCAGUCACAAGAUUGUGCCGGGCGUCCUGGAUUCUCGCCUCAUCAGAAAUUGACGUGUGCACUCCGAAUGCUAGCCAAUGCAUGCUCGACUGAUUCCUUAAAUGAAUCAUUAUGUAUGCCUGAGUCGACAGCCAUCGAAAAUCUUGGUCGAUUUUGUCAUACUAUUGUCACCAUCUAUCAAGAACACUACCUCCGGGCUCCUACAAUUGAAGAUCUGGAUAGGCUUCUACAAAGAGCCGAGCAACGAGGAUUUCCAGGAAUGAUAGGUCCGGACACCUGGAUCUGGCAUUCUUUCUUCGGAAUCCCUGGAGCCCAGAAUGACAUUACUGUUCUCGGACGCUCACCACUUUUUGAUGCUUUAAUAACAGGUCAGACACCACAACUUAACUAUCAUGUCAAUGGAACUCCUUACGAGUUUGGGCACUACCUUGCUGAUGGCAUCUACCCAAAGUGGGCGACACUUGUGCAAUCAAUCAAACAUCUUGAGAAUGAAGCAGAAGAGUACUUUUUCACUAAGCAAGAGGCGUACAGGAAGGAUGUUGAAAGGGCAUUUGAGAUUUUACAAGCACGAUUUGCAAUUAUUAGGCAACCUGCAAGAGGUUGGGACCGAGAUUCAUUAUCGACAAUCAUGUUAGCUUGCAUAAUACUUCAUAACAUGAUCGUCGAGGACGAGCGAGAUGACUACUACAAUGGGCUUUCUAACAAUCUGGUAUCAGAGCCCUUAACGGGGCCUGAUUGUGCAUCUCGGGUUAGAGUGAAACACCGUUGUUUCAACUAUGAUGUCUUCCUGAAUUUUAGAGGUCAGGACACUCGCAAGAUCUUUGUCGGCCAUCUCUACAAAGCUCUAGAUCAGAAAGCAAUAAGCACCUGCAUAGAUGCUGAAGAGCUUAGAAAAGGUGAUGACAUUUCAGAACUACUGAUAUGCGUUCAAGAGUCAAGGCUUUCAAUAGUAGUUCUCUCUCAAAACUAUGCUUCUUCCACAUGGUGCUUAAAAGAACUUGUAGAAAUCUUGCAAUGCAUGGAUACUAGGAAGCAGAUAGUUGUGCCCAUUUUCUACGAAAUAGAUCCCUCUGAUGUUCGCAGACUCAAGAGAAGUUUCGCAAAAGCUUUUGCUGAAUAUGAACAUGAUCCUAACAUCAAAAAUGAAGAUUUGCAGAGCUGGAAGUCCGCUCUAACCAGAGUUAGCAAUUUGUCUGGCUGGGACUCGCGUGAUUACAGGGAUGAUUCCAAGCUCAUUGACGACAUUGUAGAAAAUAUAUUUAAUAAAUUGAUCCACAUUUCCUCAAGUAAAGCAAACAGUUUGGUUGGAAUGGACACCCACUUGAAGGAAAUGGAAUUGUUAUUAUGUCCUGCGGUAACCGAUGUUUGCAUCAUUGGAAUAUGGGGAAUGGGCGGCUUAGGUAAAACAACAAUUGCUAGAGCUCUUUAUGAUAGAAUCACCUGUAAGUUUGAGCACUAUUGCUUUCUUGAAAAUGUCAAUGAAGGUUUCUUGAAGAAGGGCAAAAUACUAAUGCAAGAAGAACUUCUAUCCAAAAUCUUGAAGGAAAAGGUGCAGAACCCAGGCUUAUUGAACAGAGGUUCUAGUAUGAUAAUGGAAAGGCUGGGUAAGAAAAAAGUAUUACUUGUUCUUGAUGAUGUAGACAAUUUUUCCCAGAUUGAAACCUUAGUCGGGAGACGUUCAUUCGGUAGUGGAAGUAGAAUCAUUAUCACAAGUAGAGAUUUACAGUCACUAAGCAGUGUUGAUGCGACAUAUAGUCCUUCUUUCUUAAGUGAAAAUGAAGCUCUUGAACUGUUUAGGCAGCAUGCCUUCAGAACAAACCAACCCACUGGAGAGUACAAUCAUCUCUUAAGGUCUGUCAUAAAAUAUGCUCAAGGUCUGCCUUUAGCACUUAAAGUCUUGGGAGCUUUCCUAAAUAACAAAAGUGCACUUGAGUGGGAAGAUGUUUUGGAGAAAAUAAAGAAAAUCCCUCACAGAGAUAUACAGGAUGUGCUUAGAACAAGCUUUGAAGGACUGGAUGAUUUAGAGAGGGAGAUAUUUCUAGAUAUUGCAUGCUUCUUUAAAGGGAUAAGCAAAGGCUAUGUAACAAAAAUCCUAGAUGGUUGUGGCUUUUUUUCCCAUUGUGGAUUAAGAGUUCUAGCUGAUAGAGCUCUCAUUACUAUAUCAGAUUGGAACAUGGUUGAGACACAUGAUUUACUACAGGAAAUGGGUCGAGAAAUUGUCCGCCAAGAGUCUGUUAAGGAGCCUGGGAGACGCAGUAGGUUGUGGAGUUCUGAAGAUGUUACUAAGGUGUUAACUCAGAAUACGGCUACCGAAGUGGUAGAAGCCAUAUUCAUAGACUUUUCAAAGUUGAAAGAGGUAUACAUGCAUGCUGAAAGUUUUGUUAGAAUGCGAAAACUAAGGCUGCUCAAGAUACAUUACAACUCUGGUGACGAUCCAAGUGACGACUGUAAACAACACAUGAUUGGGGACUUAAAGUUUCUUUCUCAUGAGCUGAGGCUUCUUCUCUGGCAUGGAUUCCCCCUAAAGUCCUUACCUAACAAUUUUCAGCCAAAUAAUCUUGUUGACCUUGACAUGCGGUAUAGUCUCAUUGAAGAACUUUGGGAAGGAACUAAGCCUCUGAAAAAGUUGAACUUCAUCAAUUUAAGUCACUGUCAAUACCUUAACAGAAUCCCCGACUUCAGUGAGGCGCCAAAUCUCGAGAGACUGAAUCUUGAAGGUUGUGUAAGUUUAUUGGAGGUUCACCCAUCCAUUUCAGCUCUUAGAAAACUUGUUUUCUUGAGUCUAAAGGGAUGCAAAGAACUUAAGAGUGUUUCAAGCAGCAGCAUUGGUAUGAGAUCUCUUAAAAUACUCAAUCUUUCUGGUUGCUCAUGUCUUGAGAAGUUCCCAGAGAUAUCAGUAAUUAUGAAGGAGCUAUCAGAGCUUUCUUUAGAUGAUACUGCAAUCAAAGAGCUGCCUACAUCAAUUAAUAAUCUUACUGGUCUUGUCACUUUGAAUCUCAGAGAUUGUAAAAAACUUGAGAUUCUUCCGAGCAGCAUUCAUAUGAAAUCUCUUAAACACUUAUAUCUUUCUGGCUGCUCAAAUCUCAAAACUUUUCCAGAGAUUUCAGAAGUUAUGGAGCUAUCACAGCUUUACUUAGAUGAGACCGCAAUUAAGGAACUGCCCUCAUCUAUUGAUCGACUUCAGGGGCUUGAAAUGUUAAGUAUGAGUAACUGCAGGAGCCUCCUCUAUCUUCCAGACACUAUUUGUAACUUGGCAAAUCUUACAGAGCUAUAUCUAGCGGGGUGCUCAGGGCUUUGUAACUUGCCUGAAAACUUGGGGAAGUUAGAAUUCUUGAGGGACCUUGAAGUAGAGGGAAGUGGUAUAACACAGCUUCCAUUCUCUAUCUUACGUUUGAAGUUUGAAAAGUUAUCAUGUGCAGGAUGUAAAGGAAUGAUGGCACCCUUUUCAUCAUGGCCAUCACCAAUCCAAGACUAUUCUAGUUACUCAGGUCUGCAAGUUCUUAAUUUAAGUGACUGCAAUCUGUUGGAGUUAUCAGACAGUAUUGCUCACCUCUCUUCAUUGCAUACGCUAGAGCUGCGCAGAAAUAAUCUUGAGAGCCUGCCUGCAACAAUGAAUCAACUGGUUCGUUUAACACAUCUCAAUGUGGAAGCUUCUCCGAACUUUUUAACCCGGCCCACUAAGCCAAACCACUUCGUCUUCUACCUCCCCUCUCCAAAAUCCCCCAAAAUCUCAUCAAUGGAGUCCAGCAGAGCCAUGGAGUCGGAUCCACCGUCGAUCAACUUCGGCACGCAAGAGGCCCUCCACCACGUCCGCAGCCUCACCGACGUCGGCGCCAUGACGCGCCUCCUCCACGAGUGCAUAGCCUACCAACGCGCCUUGGAUCUCAACCUCGACAGCCUCCUCUCCCAGCGCUCCGACCUCGACAAGCACCUCUCCAGCCUCCAGAACUCCUCCCAGGUCCUCGAGAUCGUCAAGUCCGACGCCGAUCACGUCCUCUCCAACGUCUCCUCCACCUGCGACCUCGCCGACCACGUCAGCGCCAAGGUCCGCGAGCUCGACCUCGCACAGUCGCGCGUCAACUCCACGCUCCUCCGCCUCGACGCAAUCGUCGAGCGCACCAACUGCAUCGACGGCGUCAAGCAGGCUCUCGACGCGCAGGACUACGAGUCCGCCGCCAAAUUCGUCCAGAGGUUUAUACAGAUUGAGUCGGAGUAUCGGGAUUCGGGAUCGGAGCAGAGGGACCAGCUCAUGGAGUCGAAGAAGCUUCUGGAAUCGAUUGUGAAGAAGAAGCUCAACGCCGCCGUGGACCAGAGAGACCAUAUGAAUGUGUUGAGGUUCAUUAGGCUGUACACGCCGUUAGGGAUAGAGGAGGAGGGUUUGCAGGCUUAUGUGAGCUACUUGAGGAAGGUGAUUGGGAUGAGAUCGAGGCUGGAAUUCGAGCAUUUGAUGGAGUUGAUGGAGCAGAAGAGCAAUCAGAGCCAGCAGGUCAACUUCGUGGGGUGUUUGACCAAUUUGUUUAAGGACAUUGUGCUGGCGAUUGAAGAGAAUGACGAUAUUUUGAGGGGGCUUUGCGGCGAAGAUGGGAUUGUUUAUGCGAUUUGCGAGCUUCAGGAGGAGUGUGAUUCGAGGGGGAGUAUGGUUUUGAAGAAGUAUAUGGAGUAUAGGAGGUUGCCUAAGCUGUCGUCGGAGAUCAAUGCGCAGAAUAUGAGUUUGCUUGAUGUUGGUGUUGCUGGUGUUGGGAAUGAGGGGCCGGAUCCGAGAGAGGUGGAGCUUAUCUUGGAGGAGAUACUGUCUUUGAUGCAGUUGGGGGAGGAUUAUACGGAGUUCAUGGUGUCAAAGAUCAAGGGAUUAAGUAAUGUUGAUCCGGAUUUGGCCCCGAGAGCAACCAAGUCGUUUAGGAGUGGAAGUUUUAGCAAAGUGGUUCAGGACAUUACUGGGUUUUAUGUCAUAUUAGAGGGUUUCUUUAUGGUUGAGAAUGUGAGGAAGGCUAUAAGGAUUGAUGAGCAUGUGUCUGACAGUCUUACGACGUCUAUGGUGGAUGAUGUUUUCUAUGUCCUGCAGAGUUGCUUGCGAAGGGCGAUAUCCACUUUGAAUAUCAGCUCAGUGAUUGCUGUGUUGAGUGGUGCAAGUAGUUUGUUGAGUAAUGAGUACCAUGAGGCUUUGCAACAGAAGAUGAGAGAGCCCAAUCUUGGUGCAAAGCUGUUCUUGGGUGGUGUUGGUGUUCAAAAGACUGGUACGGAGAUUGCCACCGUUUUGAAUAAUAUGGAUGUGAGUAGUGAGUAUGUGCUUAAACUGAAACACGAGAUUGAGGAGCAGUGUUUGGAGGUAUUUCCUGCGCCAGCUGAUAGAGAAAAAGUCAAGUCUUGUUUGUCUGAGCUAGGGGAUAUGAGCAACACAUUCAAGCAAGCUUUGAAUUCUGGCUUGGAGCAACUUGUGGCAACUGUGACACCACGUAUCCGUCCAGUGCUUGAUAAUGUUGCAACCAUCAGCUAUGAGCUAUCAGAGGCCGAGUAUGCAGAAAAUGAGGUUAAUGACCCAUGGGUUCAAAGGCUUCUUCAUGCUGUUGAGACAAAUGCAGCAUGGCUGCAGUCACUAAUGACCACCAACAACUACGAUUCAUUCAUACAUCUGAUAAUUGAAUUCCUUGUUAAGAGGCUUGAAGUAAUUAUGAUGCAGAAGAGAUUCAGUCAACUUGGAGGCCUUCAGCUGGACAGAGAUUGUAGGGCAUUGGUGAGCCACUUUUCUAGCAUGACGCAAAGAACUGUUAGAGACAAGUUUGCUCGCCUCACUCAAAUGGCAACUAUUCUCAACUUAGAAAAGGUCUCUGAGAUUCUGGAUUUCUGGGGUGAGAAUUCAGGCCCUAUGACCUGGAGACUGACACCAGCCGAGGUCAGGCGAGUUUUGGGUCUAAGAGUUGAUUUUAAAUCCGAAGCUAUUGCCGCCCUCAAGUUGUAAUUCCUG